Coregonus sp. 'balchen' is the source of this 9076-nucleotide messenger RNA. The record is from the annotation of a GenBank genome assembly. Lineage: Eukaryota; Metazoa; Chordata; Actinopteri; Salmoniformes; Salmonidae.
GUUAAUGUAUUUUUCAACUUUCAUGUUUAGCGUCCAAACCUGGCUGUACUCUUCUACAGCAAAACGUUGUCAGGUCAGGUGUGGACAGAUAGCGCUAACGUAAUAGCUAGAAGAGGGAGCAAAUGGUGAUGGUAACCGUGCAUUGGAUUUGGAGUCUCGAUUCUGGAGUAAAGUUCGGAACAAACAGGCAGUCAUUCUCAGUAAAACAUUUGUUAUGGUUGACAGAAAGGCUUAUCAUUUGCUUUACCACCAAUAUGAUUUCAUUGAUUGUCCUCUUCUGACACUGUCUUGCAACUGUUGGUGUGAAGUAUAAGAAACUAGAUUUGAUUUAGUAAUUUCAGCUCUCCUUGCAUGGAGUUAAUUUUGAGGCCAGCCAUGUCAUUGCGUCCGUGCUAAGAUGCCGAUGAAGGUGGUUGUUUGGGACAGCUAAGUUAGUUAGGUUUUAAGGCCGACCAAAGUCGGUCGCGCGCUGAUGCAGGCUAAUUCCAAAUGUCACGUUGCAUUUGUGGUGUGAAGUUUGGGAAGAGCUACAGAUUAAGCAAUGACCCUUACUUAUUUUAACUGUAUUUGAUGGGGAGUUGUGUUAGUCUUGUCAAAGCUUAAGUCAGCCAUUCACACUGGUAUUGUAACUAGCUAGCAAACGUUAACGUUACGCCGCUAGCCAGUACUAGCUAACGUUAGCUACCAUCAGCUGACAGGUCACCGGCAAAACCUUUGGCUUUGAGCUGGCAAACUCAGUAGCUAGCGAGUUAGUCAGAUAUCUAAAAUAGGUAGCUAACUACGUAAUCUCACAGAGGCAAAACUCAGAGAUUGCAUCUAGCUAACAAACUUAAAACCAGUUCAGUUGCCAAGUCUUGAAUUAGCCGUUGCUAAUAGCUAAAUUGGCUGGUUUGACACAUCGCACUCGAACUUGGCUCUCAUCAACUUGCUACGCAUUAGCAACGGGGCAAAUGUUCGGGCACUCAAUGUAAACCCUUUUGUUGCGAAUUAGCUGGCUGGUCAACUAAGAAACGACUGUUUACUAAUCUGGAAUGACUUGACGGUGUGUCCAAUUCUGUCUGUAACAUUUAAUUACUAACCUUUUGAUAGAAACGAGCAAGAUUUAGCUGAACGUUUAGCUAGCUAGCUUGCCACCUUGCGUGUGGCUAUAGCUUGCUUCCUAGCUAUUUUAGCCUACGACAUAACAUUCACAUUUAUCAGAGGACCUCGUUUUACUUUGUGUUGGUUUAGUUUUGUGUAAGUCUAAAGGGAAAUGGCUGGUAACGCACUCAUUGGUGAUCCAAAUAAAGGUAACUUGGCUGAGUAGCUACAUCUAUCAGACAUGUAUCCUACUACUGUUUCCAGCUUGUCCUAAAAUUACUCAUUUAAUUGACUUGGUUAUUGAACAAAUUGUUCUGAAAAUGUUUUCUUGGCAUAGGCCCUAUGUCAUAUGAUAUUGGUGAACUGUUGGCCUACUUACUGACGUUAGCUUUUUUUUUUGGCCCUUUUUCAGACACAGAAGAUGCCAGUGAAACUGACCUGGCAAAACAUGACGAGGAUGACUAUGUGGAAAUCAAAGAACAGUGAGUGUUGUCCACCAAAUGCACAGUUACACUGGAUAGAAUAGAUGUUGACAUGGAUCAAAUGGGAUGUUCAAAAUGUAGCCUGGUCUUGAAGGACUCAAUUUACAGAUUUAGUAGUUGGUUGUGAUAAUCAUGAUGUUUUAUUUGGUUGCAGGAUGUACCAAGACAAGCUGGCGUCAUUGAAAAGGCAGUUGACGCAACUCCAAGAAGGUAGUGUCUCUGUUUCUAAUUAUCCUCACUGCUUUUUUAUGAAUUAAGCCUGUCCUAUAAUCCAUGAAUUAUCCUCCCUGCAUUAACAAUCAAUGUGAUUAUCAAUGUCAUAUAUCUCAACACGUGCUGAAGUAGCAGCUGAGCAGACCUUUAUCGUUUUGCACAACUGCUAUGAUGGCGCCUCAGAGGUGGUGCUCUUUGCAUUGAGAGACUUGUUGGAUUAGAAGUUAGGUGUAUAUGCUGUGUUUCAUAAAACUCUUCCCUGCAGGAACACUUCAGGAGUACCAGAAGAGAAUGAAGAAGCUGGACCAGCAAUACAAGGAGAGACUCCGUAAUGCUGGUAAGAAAAUAGCACUGUUGUUGCAUAGGAUCACUGUGCUCAUCGCUAAAUGGCUCCCUAUUAUAGUGCACUACUUUUGACCAGGGCCCAUAGGAAAUAGGGUGCCAUUUGGGAGGCACUCACUCACCGUUCAGUUGUUGCCACAUGGAGAUACCUCAUUCUGUAUCAUUUGAUCUUGAACACCCAAAGAGUGUACUGCCUUGUUGAGGGAGCAAGCUUGUAAGCGUUUCACUGCACCAUUUAUACCUGCUGUGAACAGUGUACGUGACGAAUACAACUUUUUUUUGGGGGGGGUUAGGUUUUAUGCUGCAAGUCAAUGUAGCUCAGUUGGUAGAGCAUGGUGUUUGCAACGCCAGGGUUGUGGGUUCCAUUCCCACGGGGGGCCAGUAUGAAAAUGUAUGCACUCACUAACUGUAAGUCGCUCUGGAUAAGAGCGUCUGCUAAAUGACUAAAAAUGUAAAAAAUCAAAUAAAAUUGACAGUCAGGGAUUAACUGACGAUGCAGUCAACAUGCGCGUUAACAUUGUAUUUGAUCUGUUUCUUUCCUAUAGAUCUCUUUCUCCAACUUGAGGUAAGACAUGUUUGAUAUUAUUACCUAACAUGGAAAUUCUAUUGAAUUCUUCACCUGCGAUUUAAUGUCCUAUCCACACGAACAUCUCUGGGCCUCCCGUCAAUCUCUUUCCCCCUCUGUCUUCUCCCCUCUCUCUCUCUCUCUCGCUCUCAGACAGAACAGGUGGAGAGGAACUACAUCAAAGAGAAGAAGGCGGCGGUGAAAGAGUUUGACGAUAAGAAAGUUGAGCUGAAGGAAAACUUAAUUGCCGAGCUGGAGGAGAAGAAGAAGAUGAUAGAGAAUGAGAAAUUAACGAUGGAGCUGACAGGCGGUAGGAGAAUCACUGAGAAAGAUCAGAUGACAGGGAAAUCUGUCCCUCCUCUCAUCUCACUUUCUCCGAGAGGCGGUGUGGGGAUAAAAAAUAAUGAUGGGUGUUGGUUGUUUUUUUGCAGAGGAGGAAGACUAUGUAAGCUAACUUAUUUUAUCCUCUGUCAAUACAAUGGAAGUGUUUUGGAGAUGAGGGAGAGUUGCAGAUUUCAUGCUAAUCGCUCAAUUGAAGAUCUCGUUUCAGUGCAGUAAUGUUGUUAUAACCUGUAAUGUCAUAUACAUGCAUACACAUAGUUUAUUAGGUACGCCACCCAGUUCACAAAAAUAGUUUGCUCCUAUAUAAAGCAGGCAUUGAGGCAUUCAGUUACUGUUUCAUUGAACGUUAGAAUGGGCAAAACGAGUGACCUAAGAGAGAGGGUGGUAUGUUCGUUGUUGCCAGACGCACUGGUUCCAGUAUCUCAGAAACAGAUGGUCUCCUGGGCUUUUCACACACGACAGUGUCUAGGGUUUACCGAGAAUGGUGUGACAAACAAAAAAAUCCAGUCAGCGGCUGAAAAACAAAUGAUAAGCCCAAACCAGAUGGGAUGGCGUAUCGCUGCAUAAUGCUGUGGUAGCCAUGCUGGUUAAGUGUGCCUUGAAUUCUAAAUAAAUCAGCGUCACCAGCAAAGCACCAUCACACGUCCUCCUCCAUGCUUCACGGUGGGAACCACACAUGCAGAGAUCAUCUGUUCACCUAUUCUGCGUCUCACAAAGACACAGCGGUUGGAACCAAAAGUCUAAAAUUUUAACUAAGCAGACCACAGGACAAAUUUCCACCAGUCUAAUGUCCAUUGCUCGUGUUUCUUGGCCCAAUAAAGUAUCUUCCUCUUAUUGGUGUCCUUUAGUAGUGGUUUAUAAUAUAAUAAUAAUAAUAAUAUGCCAUUUAGCAGACGCUUUUAUCCAAAGCGACUUAGUCAUGUGUGCAUACAUUUUUACGUAUGGGUGGUCCCGGGGAUCGAACCCACUACCCUGGCAUUACAAGCGCCACGCUCUACCAAUUGAGCUACAGAGGACCUUCGCAGCAAUUUGACAAUGAAGGCCUGAUUCACUCCGUCUCCUCUGAACAGUUGAUGUUGAGAUGUCUGUUACUUGAACUCUGUGAAGCAUUUAUUUGGGCUGCAAUUUGAGGCUGGUAACUCUAAUGAACUUAUCCUCUGCAGCAAAGGUAACUCUGGGUCUUCCUUUCCUGUGGCGGUCCACAUGAGAGCCAGUUUCAUCAUAGCGCUUGAUGGUUUUUGUGACUGCACUUGAAGAAACUUUCAAAGUUCUUGACAUUUUCCAGAUUGACUGACUUUCAUGUCUUAAAGUAAUGAUAGACUGUCAUUUCUCUUUGCUUAUUUGAGCUGUUCUUGCCAUAAUAUGGACUUGGUCUUUAACCAAAUAGGAACUGUCUUCUGUAUACCCAACCCUACCUUGUUACAACACAACUGAUUGACUCAAACACAUUAAGAAGGAAAGAAAUUCCACAAAUGGACUUUAACAAGGCACACCUGUUAAUUGAAAUGACUACCUCAUGAAGCUGGUUGAGAGAAUGCAAAGAGUGUGCAAAGCUGUCAUCAAGUGUUAUUUCAUAGUUUUGCUGUCUUCACUAUUCUACAAUGUAGAAAAUAGUAAAGAUAAAGAAAAGCCCUGGAAUGAGUAGGUGUGUCCAAACUUUUGACUGGUACUAUAGAUAUAUAGAAAAAAUCUCCAUAACAUUUGAGUUGUAACCCCCCCCCCCAUUUGCCCUCCAGAACAGCCUUAAUUCAUCUGGGCAUGGACUACAAGGUGUCAAGCGUUUCACAGGGAUGCUGGUCCAUGUUGACUCCAAUGCUUCACACAGUUGUGUCAAGUUGGCUGGAUCUCCUUUGGGUGGUGUACCAUUCCUGAUACACACUGGAAACUGUUGAGCGUGAAAAACCCAGCAGCGUUGCAGUUCUUGACACAAACUGGUGCACCUGGCACCUACUACCAUACCCCGUUCAAAGGCACGUAAAUAUUUUGUCUUGCCCAUUCACCUUCUGAAUGGCACACAUACACAAUCCAUAUCUCAAUUGUCUCAAGGCUUAAAAAUCCUUCUUUAACCUGUCUCCUCCCCUUCAUCUACACUGAUUGAAGUGGAUUUAACUGUUGACAUCAGUAAGGGAAAAUAGCAUUCACCUGGUCAGUCUGUCAUGGAAAGAGCAGGUGUUGUUAAUGUUUUGUAUACUCAGUGUACAUAUACCAAUAUAUAUUUAUCUGUGUUCAAUAUAUAUUUAUCUGUGUUAUACCCACAUGGGUGUCAGCCAUAGAAUUACUAGAAUGUGCAUCCCCAUUUAAGUCGAUGUGCAAUGACCGAUGAACUAGUAAUGCUAUUUAUACGGUGUCGGGUGCAUGGCAGGGAGCUCAUUCCCUAUUACCCCUGUGUAGAUUCCAUGGAGGUGAAACCCAUCAUGACCCGGAAGUUGAGGAGGCGGCCCAACGAUCCAGUCCCCAUUCCAGACAAGCGGAGGAAACCUGCACCUGAUAUCCUUUACUAGAAGUCCAAUCUCUCUGCUGUCUUGUCUACAGCAGGGUUGAUCCAAGUUAGGCACUGUGGAGAUCUGUCAAUCUUCAAAAGAAUCUCGUCUUGACUGAUUAGUUACAUGUACAUUUUUUUCCCCAUUUUCACAGGGUUGUUAAAACUUACCGGAUACAGUUGUUACCCCUUUACAGAAAUAUAUAAUACAAAUUAUGAGAUGAGUUGUCCUUAACACUCCACACCUCAGCUAAACUAUUUGCUAACAGAUGACCAGAUCAUGGAAGAUCUGCGAAUACUGAACAAGCAGCUGAAGUCCCCCAAGCGUCCAGGUAUGUGAGCAGUCAAUUUUUUACUACUCUUAGGAUUGUUUUGUUUCAGUUAGUCUAAAUGCCAUCAAGCCAAAAUGAGGAGAAAUCAAGUUAUUAUACAGGAUUUCUGUUCAGACUACAAUAAAAUAUGUUAAGUUUAGAUAUAUUAUUAAACAUCAAGACCUCCCGGGCGGGCCACGUUUUAGUAAAUUAACUAUUUACUUUAAAAUCACUAGACUGAUUUAGUUUCUCACGCCAUGUUUUCUCCCCCAGUGUCUCCGUCUUCUCCAGACCAAAUGCCCACCAUUCCAAUGGAGUCCCCCUCACAGCGCUAUGAGGCACGCAUCGAAGAGGGAAAGCUGUACUACGACAAGAGAUGGUACAUGCAUACUAAUUAUCUUCCUUUUUCAUUUGGCUUAUUACACCGCUUAAAAAGCACAGCGAAGAGGGGAGUUUCGUUGAGGAUCACAGUCAUACUUUUAAAAAGAUUGUUACUUUUAUUGUCUGCUGUUGUGGUUCAUCGCUGUUUAAUAAACUAAUAACAUUGGUCUAAACAUAAGACCUACUAAAUUGGUUCCUUAUAAUAGAAUACUGAGCAUUUUAAUUCAUGAUGCGGUCGACUUUUAUUUGCCACUAGAUGGCGCCACACCCUUAUAAAUCCUCCUGCUAUACUUACUGAAGAAUUCUUGGCUUUGCUGAUUUGUCUGUUAAAAGACUUAAAAACAAGAUUCUACAAAUGGUAAUCAUGUUUGUAGUAUGUUUAUAGUAACAUUCCCUCUGCCCAAUAGGUGAUAUUUCAUAUUAACCAAUGGGUGGCUGGAAUGUCGGCCAGGCAGGCUCAUUCUACCUGUCACCAUGGAAUUACAUUACAUUUUACUAACAUGGUUUUGGCAUAAAGCGCAGUAUGCCGUUUGGCGAUAGUUCCACAGUCUGACAGAAAUGACAGUGUUUGCUUGGAUGGGAUAAUCUGUCCUCUACCCUUUGGGUAAAGAGUAGCUCUCUGCAUAGGACAUCACGCACCAAUUAAUAAUUCCUUUGAAGAGUGGAAAAUGUGAAAUGUGCUCCUGUGAUAUUACAAAUGGCUUUCCAUGACUUUCAUGUAGCCUUUGAUAAAUUCUGAAGUGAGAGAGGUGGGGCUCAGUUGAGUGAACACUGAAGUGCUUGCUGCUAUCAGUCUCGCUGCCAGUCUCACCAGACCUAGGCUAAGAAAGGCUGAGGGGAGAGGAUGGGAAGACUCGAUAGCCAUGGUUGAAACCACAUGUAUUCUUCUUUCUCCCAGUAAUUACAGUUCAUUAGUGUGCUUGUUUGAAAGCAAGACAGCUGAAGCAAGCAUGUUCUUCAAGAAAUAUACCUUUUCUAAUUCUGUCUGUUCCAACUGUCACUACUUUCCACUUACCUCAGGGGGACUCUCCUCAGCCACAAUCAAAGACUACCUGGUUUUCAGACAUUUUGUUUCUCUCCAUGACAGCAUUGUCAGAUUAUCUAUUUAAUGGAAUCUUUAAGGGAUUGUGUGCUCGAGGAUAUUAUCCUAUAGGUAUAGAAGUCCUUAUCUGAGUGGACUGAUUCCUCCUUUUACCCCUCACCCAAUUCCAGAGGGGCUCAUAUAAUAUUAAAUGAGCUACAUGUAAUAUGUUCUUGGUUUCUGAAGGACACUGCUUAGAAAUGCCUGAAAUUGCUACAGACUGCAAUGUAAGAUAAGUAUCAUGAACCAACAAGCAUUCAUUUUCCAGGAUGUGAGGAAAUGUUAUGUUGCUAAUGUUUUGUGCUAUUUGUAGUUUGUGUUUAUCUUGUUGUGUUCCCAUCAGGUAUCAUAAGAGCCAGGCCAUCCACCUGGAGUCCAAGGAGAACACCAAGAUCAGCUGUGUCAUCAGCUCAGUGGGAACAAACGAGGUGGGUUUCAGUUCUCCAUUUCCACAGCUACAGUGCUAUGCUUGUACCACUUAAAUCCAUUCUAUCCUAGAGGGAUGCAUGACUUGCUAGUAUCGUGUUGUGGUGGUCGUAGUAGUCUGUCCGAAGUGCAGUGUAAGUAUUGUGUGGGUGCUAUGGUAUUUCUUUAUUUAACCAGGCAAUUCAAUUAAGAAACAAUUAUUAUUUACAACAUGGCCUCCUGUGGGGACGGGCUAAAAAUAAAAUGAGAAAACGGACAACAGACAGACGACACUGGAAGCAGCAUAAAUACAACAACAAACUGUGUGUCUGUGUGAAGUUAAACAACAUGCUUCCUUACAUAAGGCAAUGCAAACUAGUGACAUGGGGUAACAACUAGAAACAACUACAUGUCUCAACAACCUGUUCAUCUAUUUGUCCUUUGAACUCCUCCAGGGACACCAGGUCCUGGAGUUUUAGGUUGGCUUGGAGGGAAUUCCAAGACCAGGCGGCUGAGUAAUAAAAGGACAAUUUUUCCAUGCUCGGUUCUAAUCUUCGGGACUCUUAGCAUAAAAUAAGAUUGAGAUCUGAGCUUGCAUGCGUUUUCAUUUCGAGCUAGAAGAGAGGAUAGAUAAAUUGGCAGUUUUCCUAAAAUGGACUUAAAAACAUUUAAUACAGUAUAUAAAUUGUGGAACGUCCUUUUGUUCUGAAACUCCUGAUAUGAUGAGCAUCAUGCCACUUAUUAUACGGAGGCUCUCUCUUUAGAGUAAAUGACCAUAAUGGGGCCUAUUGAUUGGGUUUCCCCUCAGAUCUGGGUGAGGAAGACCAGCGACAGCACCAAGAUGAGGAUCUACCUGGGACAGCUACAGAGAGGAGCGCUUGUCAUCCGACGACGGUCGGCAGCGUAGAAACGACACCAUGCCCCUUCCCAGUGUCUCUUCAUCCAUCCAUCCAUCCAUCCAUCCAUCCAUCCAUCCAUCCAUGCCUUCAGCAUCCUUCUUGUUCCUUUCAUUUUGUACAUGCAGUAUGUUGCUUCCCCCUCAUCAUCAUGUUUCUCCCCCCAUCAUCAUGUUGCUCCUCCUCAUCAUCAUGUUGCUCCUCCUCAUCAUCAUGUUGCUUCCCACCUUCAUCAUGUUGCUCCCCCAUCCUCCCUACUGUGUGCCUGAGGAAGUCUGCUCAAUGACUUUGUGGUUUUUCAAUCAAUCAGGACCACUGGAGGGGAAGAACGAUGCAUUCUGUCAGUAGCCAUCAUCAAGCACAGGUGGAAGCCAUUUUUCCUUGCAGGUUUUGUCUCAAAUAGCCCUUUAGGCAGUUGAGGAGACCUGGAAUGAAUGGAUAGCCUUGGUAUAGCAAAUGUUGUCAUGGCUGCACUAUGCCUUGUUAUAGACUUAGCUGU